Halteromyces radiatus is the source of this 2957-nucleotide messenger RNA. Its product is annotated as chitin synthase 1. Bases 33 to 2846 code for a protein of 937 amino acids. Gene Ontology annotation, molecular function: chitin synthase activity. The transcript is spliced from 10 exons. The record is from RefSeq and is a predicted model, not a curated record. Gene Ontology annotation, cellular component: cell septum; cell periphery. NCBI's taxonomy places the organism in Eukaryota, Fungi, Mucoromycota, Mucoromycetes, Mucorales, Cunninghamellaceae.
UUUUUUUUAUUUCAUUUUAUAGUAUAUAGUCAAUGUCUUUUGAUCAAAAUAAAAAUGAUUCAUCAUCUAAUGAUUUGAUGACAUCUUGGAUAUCUGCUUUGAUAUUUGGUAGUGAUCAAAAACCAUCUUCUCCUUCAAGACCUCAAUCAUCUAUACCUCAACUACAACAGCAACAACAAGAAGAAGAAGAAGUACAUGAUUUCCAAAGACCAUUAUCAUAUCCUCAACCAUCAUCAUAUCAUUCUACUGAAUAUCAUCCUACUGAAUAUUCAAUAUCGCGACAACCAAGACCUCUUCCAUUAUCUCCACCUCCUAUUUUACCAUCCAAUUAUCAACAUCCAUAUCAUCAACAACAACAAACCUAUCUACCAAGUCUUGAUAUACCAUCCUUGACCUCUUCUCUUCCCAAUCAACCGUUAUCUCAAGUACUAUCAUCAGUGCCACCACAUUUAUCAUCAUCUACUUUAUUUAACUCUCCUUCUUAUGAUUCUGCCACCACAUUGAAUCAAUAUAAUAAUAAUAAUGAUGAUGAUGAUGAUGAAAUCCCCACUGAUAAAAGAUCAAAAAUGCAUUAUGGUCCAGCUCCCUUACGUACAACAAGAAGAUAUGCGACAAAACGUUUAUUAUUAACUCGAGGUAAUCUGGUGGUGGAAAAUGCAGUGCCUAUGACCUUACUUAGUCAAGUACCUCGUAAAGAUGAUGAUGAAUUCAAAAAGAUGCGAUAUACAGCAGCAACUUGUGAUCCGGAUGAUUUUGUGUCUAAUGGAUUCAAAUUACGACAACAAUUGAAUAUACCAAGGGAAACUGAAAUACAUAUCGUCAUCACAAUGUACAACGAGGAUGAAUACUUAUUUGCAAGAACAAUGCAUGGUGUAAUGCAAAAUAUUAGAGAACUUUGUGCAAUGAAACAUUCAAAAACAUGGGGACCAGAAGGUUGGAAAAAGGUUGUAGUCUCAAUUGUGGCCGAUGGAAGAAAGAUCAUUCAACCUCGUGUUCUAUCUAUUUUGGCAGCUAUGGGUGUUUAUCAAGAAGGAUUGGCCAAGAAUAUUGUGGAUAAUAAACCAGUGACAGCUCAUAUAUACGAAUAUACAACUCAAAUUUCUUUUGAUGAGAAAUUAAAACGCCGUGGUGCUAGUAAGGGUAUUGUACCAGCUCAAAUUCUCUUUUGUCUCAAGGAAAAAAACGCCAAAAAGAUCAACUCACAUCGAUGGUUCUUCAAUGCAUUCAGUCAAUCUCUUCAACCUAAAGUAUGUAUUCUUUUAGAUGUUGGAACUCAACCUGGACCAUAUAGUAUUUACCAACUAUGGAAAGCCUUUGAUCGAGAUCCUCAAAUUGGUGGUGCUUGUGGUGAAAUUCGUGCCAUGUUGGGACCUGGAUUCAAAUACCUUCUUAAUCCACUUGUUGCUGCUCAAAACUUUGAAUACAAGAUGUCCAAUAUUUUAGACAAACCCAUGGAGUCAGUACUGGGAUACAUUGCGGUUCUUCCUGGUGCGUUUUCAGCUUAUCGAUAUUGUGCCAUUCAAAACGAUGUCAAUGGGCAAGGUCCUCUGGAAAAAUACUUUAAAGGUGAAACGUUACACAGUAAUCAUGGCAAACAGGAAGGUGGUAGUGGUUUAUUUGAAGCAAACAUGUACUUGGCUGAAGAUCGGAUUCUAUGUUUUGAACUGGUGGCCAAAAAGGAUGAAAAAUGGUUACUGCAUUACUGCAAAUCUGCCUCUGCGACUACGGACGUACCGGAUCAUCUCGCUGAAUUUAUCUCUCAACGCCGAAGAUGGCUGAAUGGAAGUUUCUUUGCUGGUGUCUAUGGCUUGUGGCACUUUGCCGCUCUUUGGCAAAGCCGACAUUCUUUGACUCGAAUGAUACUUUUGACAAUUGAAGCUAUUUACAAUGUCAUCAGUCUCCUCUUUAGUUGGCUCGCCUUGGCAAAUCUUUAUAUUACUUUCUUCUUUAUUACCAAAAGUUUGGCGGAUCCUGAUACAGGUCCUUUUUUCAAUGACUGGGGUGCUCGAUUAUUUGAUAUCUGUCGUUUCUUUUAUUUAUUCCUUUUGUUGGUGAUUUGUAUUUGUUCUAUGGGCAAUCGACCUCAAGGAGCAAGAUGGUUGUUUAUGGGAUGUUUGAUUGGCUUUUCUUUGAUUAUGGCUUAUAUGAUAUUUGGAUCAUCUUGGCUUGUCUAUAGAGGAAUCAAGUUGGCUGCGGAGAAUACUAACUGGACAAAUGAUACGGGAAUAAAUGCACUUUUGGUGUUACGCAAUGAAAAUCUUCGCAACAUGGUGAUCUCUCUUAUGGCUACCUAUGGACUUUACUUUAUUUCUAGUGUCAUCUAUCUUCAACCGUGGCAUAUUUUUACAAGUUUACCUCAAUAUCUCUUAUUGUUACCUGGUUACGUUAAUAUAUUGAAUAUUUACGCCUUUUGCAAUACACAUGAUGUUAGUUGGGGUACCAAAGGUGAUAAUACAAUAGCCAAAGAUCUAGGUGUGGUUACCAAAGUAUCCAAGGAAGAAGGCGAAGUAGAAUUAGAAUUACCUACUGAUCCUCAAGAUAUUGAAAAUGAAUAUGGUGCUGCUUUGAUGGAAUUGGAAAGAAAGGUGCCACCUCCAGAGAACAAACCAAGUGCGAAUCAAGAAGAUGGAUUCCGAUCAUUUAGAACUCAUCUUGUACUGGUAUGGUUAGCUUGUAAUGCAUCCUUAGUAGCCAUUGUUACUUCAACAAAAUACGAGACACUCUAUAUUCCUUCAGCUGGUAAUACUUAUAUGUUGGUGAUUUUAUGGACAAAUGCAGGUUUGGCCGCAUUCAAGUUUAUCAAUGCUCUCAUCUUCCUUAUCUUACGGUUAUUUAGUAGUACUUAGUUAUAGAUCUUUCCUUUUUUUUUUUAUUAGACCAUCAUUAGUUUGGAUUUUUACCUUCCACUUUAUUUUUUUUUUAUCUUUAUUCUUUUUUUUUAUUUGCUUUUAAUAAAU